Molecule: messenger RNA, 4068 nt
Organism: Mustela erminea (ermine)
Lineage: Eukaryota; Metazoa; Chordata; Mammalia; Carnivora; Mustelidae
Product: collagen alpha-1(I) chain-like
Exons: 2
Coding region: 1456-2979 (507 amino acids)
Source: RefSeq, a predicted model, not a curated record
UUGGACGCUGGCUCCUGCCAGGUGGGGGCACUAGGGGCCUUGGAGCUCUUUGUCCACAAGGACUGGCCGGAUGGGGGGUGUGUGGGGUGCAUGUGCCCUCCGCAGAAGCCCUGGGCAGUUUAGUGGCCAGGGCAAAGGACGAGUGGCCCCAGGUUUCAUUUUUCCUGUGCCUGCCCCGGACUAGUUUCAGCGUCUCCUUCCUGGCUGCGUGUCACAGGGGCAUGCUGGAGGUGGUGGGGGUCAUCGGACAGAUCCCCCUUGUUCCCAGGGCGGCCUGUCUCCCUGCGGGCUCCCUCUCCUGCUCCCCACCCUGGGCCUGGCGAGGCUCCGGCCGACCCCUUACUUCCGGGUGCAGCCUCACUCCCCUGACCCGAACCCCCCCCCCAGGUCAGGCGCCGUGCUGUCUCCGUCUCCUCUGUUCCCCAGAUGAACAGACUGGGGACGCCCUCGGGAACUGCACCCCCAGGAGGCGCUGAACCUGGGCUCGGGGCAGGGAGCCGUCCAAGAAGGGCUGGGAGCAGAGAGGCCGGCUCAGGGGCCCCGGGCCGGAGGGGACGGGGCUGUGCCCUGCCCCCUGCCCCGUGGCGCCGGCAGGCCCCCCGUGAACAGGGGUGGAUGGGGUCCAGAUGUGCUGAAAGGACCCUCCAGUGUGGGCUCCUGCCACCUGCCCGCUCCGAGCUUCAGGGUCCGGUUCCCCGGCUUUCGGGGAGGGGAGUGUGCAGGGGCACGUCCCCAAAGGCUGCUCUGCCCUCGGUAGGCGGGAAGGCCCCCUCCGUGUUGGACGGGGAAGAGAGGUUCCCAGGCUCGAACAGGGGUCCCUGAGCGAAGGCGGCUGUCCGCAGCAGGAGAGCCAGUGCCUGGCAGAGACCCGUGGGGAAGCAGCCCCGCAGAGCCAAGCACUGGCUUGGCUGGGACGGCUGAGGACCCGUGAGUGAGACAGGCCCGCAGACGCGGCCUCCAGGAGAUGCGGGUGCUGCUGGCUGGCUGCUUCGGGGUCUUGGGGGCUGGGGCAGCACCCCCUCCCCAACUCAGGCCGGAGGUCGGGAGACCCCCUCCUGGGCCAGGUGCGCAGCAUCACAGGGCUGGUUCCUUCUGGAGGCUCCAGGGGAGGGUCCAUUUCCUCGUCUUUCUGGAGUCCUGGGGGCACCCACGGCCCCUCUGUCCAUUGUCCCGGCCGGCAACGGACCAUGGAGUGUCACCUCGUGCCUCUGACUCCGGACCCCAUCAGGCUCCCUCCUUGCUGGGGCGCCGGUCUUGCAGUCCAGGUGGCAUUCUGGGAGCAGGGGACUGCAGGGGCUUCGGGGGGGGCAGGGCUGAGAGCCGCCAGGGCCCCAGGCCAGCCCCUCGCCCAGGCCGGCGCUCCGCAGCUGUCCACGGUUCCCAGCUCAGGCGCCAGGGCUCACCUCCCACAGGGCCCUCCCCUUCCAAUCCCUUCCCCAGCGCCCCUCUCCUGCCAUGGGCCGUGGGGGCAGGCGGGCCCUGGCCGGGGCGGGGCCGGGUGGGGAGACUCCCCUGCCUGCCCUCUGUCUGUCCGCCCUCGGACGCCCUUCAGGAACAGGGAGGCCGCCUGGUUUUUCCAGGUGGAUUAGGGGAACCCGGAGACCCGCCCGUGCCCGGGAGCCUGCCCUCGAGCAUAGGGUGUGUAGGGGCCGGGUCUACCCGCUGACUGGUGGAAGGUCUGACACCGCCUGGGCCCGGAGGGUGCUGACCCCUGGCCCUGACCCACAUCCCCACCCAGGGGGGGAACACAGCGGCCUGUGCCUGAGGAGGCGUGGGUUGCCUCGGGGCGGCUCCAGUUUUUGUCCUCUGGUGGGCAGGGCUGGGGCGGGGCAGGGGUCAGUACCAGUCGACCCCUUAACACUUAGGGACUUAAGACCCUGUCUCUGCCUUAGAACCCUGCCCCCCAGGCUUCCUGGCCCCCCAGGAGCUGGUGCCUGCGGCUCUCCCUGGGGCCUGGCGGGGAGGGCCCAUGUGCUCAGCUCCGUGAGCAGGCGGCACCGUGAGGGUCCCUGGUGUAUGUCGCGGGGAGGGGCGUGGGUCCCCGUGUGUGACUGCUCGUCCGUCGGGACGCAGGCGUCCUGUGAUCUUAGGCUUGUGGGGAGAGCUCACAACCCAGGCUCUGCCCUGUCCCCUUCCUCCGCUGCACCCCCCAAGAGCCUUCUUGCUGCGGCUGCGGCACCCCCUCCCCAGCGUCCCAGAGCACGUCCUCCCGAGGCCCUGUGCGCACCCCGGGAGCCAGGCUCCUGUCGGCGUGGGGGGGUGAGGUCUGCAGACGGCUGGUGUAGACACCACGCCUGGCCUGGAGGAGAGGCUGCGUGCGCCAGGCCCGUGGGGACGGCAGUUUGCUGGCUGGGCCAGGGUGGCGGGGGCAGCGUGGGAGGCCCAGAGGUGAAGGACGGUGGUCCCAGAGCUGGGAACGGGGGUCCCUGUGGAGGGGACUGUCAGGCUGGUUUUGGGGGGGCUCCAGGACUUCUGCUUUUGGGGUCCCCAGCCUGCCAGCCCCAUUCCUGUUCCCCCGAGGGCCUGAGUUCUUGCCCCUGUUCCUGCAGGAGGGGUGGUUUCCGGCCCCCCCCGCGAUGCCCACAAGGGGCGCGGGCUGCCAGGACCCCCCCAGCAGCCGGAGCCGCUGCUCUGUGCCCUGCGCCCCCUCCCCUGCCGGACCUCCCCCCGCCCUCCGGGCCGCCCUUCAGGAGUGGAUCUCCGGGGGGUCGCGGUGGAGUUCAGGUGGGCAGCGUGGGACGGCCCCCAGCGUCGGUGAGUGGGGUCAGCAGGCCAGGUCAGGCGCGGAUUUCCCGGCCUCCUGCCUCUCCCCGUCACACGUCACCGGCCCUGCCCGGGAGCUGGAACCACCCGGCCAGCGCUCUGGGCUUGGUGGUGGCUCGUGGUCCAGGACACGGUGUGGCCACCCCAGGAGGGAUCUUGGGAGGAGAGGUCAGUGGGGACGUGGUGACGCCUGACACUGCCGCAUGGUGUCGGUGAGGAAGCCGGUCACAGGGGAGUCCGGUGGGGUCCCCUCCUGCCAGGGGCCCCUCCCGGACCGACCGGUUUCCGGGUGUAUGAGGAGCCCGGCAGCCUGGCACUUGCGGCCUCGGGCCCAGCAGUACCGCGAGGCCGACCCCAGGGCAUCCCCAGGCGUCCGUGGCCCGGGAGCAGGGUGCGACCGUGGGGGCCAGCAGGGGUGCCUCUGGCGGGCCGUGUGCUCCCGCUGCACCCCCUGCUGGGGCUUCCCGGGUCUGCAGGAGCGGCUGAGCCCUGCCCCCACCCCCGCAGGUAGCCCCCCGCCCCCCCAGUUGGGAGGCCUCAGCCUCCCCCCGGUCUUGGCCCGUGCUCCGAGCAGAGCUGCCCAGCCAGGGCCGAGCGCCAGACGAUCUGUUCAUUUUCCGUCCGUCCCUCCCAGCGCUCUGCUCACUCCACCCUGCUCUUGCCUCCGCUCACCCCUGCCCCGGAGCGGUGGAGGCGGGGAGGGACCUAGACAGGAGCAGCCGAGAGGUCGUCUGCGCGCUGCCUGGGCUGCUGGGGCUCCCCUGCCCUCUCUGAGCCGGGCUUCCCUCUGCAAGGCCGGGGGGCAGGGGUGAAGGCCCAGCACUCGCGGGGUCUCCCCUGCUGGGCCCUCCCGGGAGACGGGGUGGAGCAGGGACCCCGAGCCCCGCAGCCUCAGGCGGGAGCGAGUGUGACACCCGUCCCUGAGCCCGGGGUGGGGGGGGUCCGGCGGCGAGGCAAGCGUCCGCGGCCCGAGUCCUGACGGCAGGUUCCAGAGCUCGGCGCGGGCGUCCGGGUCAGCUUCCUGCACGGGGCGCGAGCCGCCCGCCCGCUCAGAGCUGAGGUGGCGACAGGACUCUGCUGGCCCCCACGCGCGGCCGGUGCGCAGACCCCUCCCUGCAGCCAUGGCCUCCCUGCUCGUGCCCAAGGCACACGGGGCCAUUGUCUGGGGCCGCCCAUGCCCACGCCGGGGUCCCGGGGCCCAGCUCCUGGAAUCGGUUUCUCCCCGCCCAAGUGGGCUCUGGGGAACUUGGGACCCCCCGGAUGAUGAAACUAGGCCCCUAUCCCAGCCUCACGCCUGCCCGCUCU